GUAUAUUGAUCCUUAACUCGUAAUACUUUGCCCUCCUACCUUAAUAUAGGCAUUAUAGAAACUAGAAAGGCUACAUCCUCUUUUCAAUAGAAAGAUGGUCAAAACAACCUUGGUUGAUAAAAAUGGUCUCAGGAAAGGUGCAUGGAGUAAAGAGGAAGAUGAUAAGUUGAGAGUUUAUGUUCAGAAAUAUGGCCACUGGAAUUGGCGACAACUUCCCAGGUUUGCUGGUUUAUCAAGGUGUGGCAAGAGUUGCAGAUUAAGAUGGAUGAACUAUCUCCGGCCGGACGUGAAGCGUGGUAAUUUCUCUGAGGAAGAGGAUAAUUUGAUCAUUCAAAUGCAUGAAGAACUUGGAAAUAAAUGGUCUAUCAUUGCUGGGAAAUUACCUGGGAGAACAGACAAUGAGAUUAAAAAUCAUUGGCACACCAACUUGAGCAAGAGAGUGAAGCAAAGCCAAUCAGUUUCUUCUGAGUUGGUGAAUAAAGAGCAAUCAAGUGAAACUUCACAGUCUGAAGAUGGUCAAGCAGAAAAGUCCGAAACUGAAAGUGUUUCUGUCAAUACUCCAUCAGAACCUGAUCGUCACCCGAAAAUUGUAGAGAACAUUCCUUCACCUCAAGAAAUAUCAUGCAGUGAGUUAUCCUCCAUGAAUAAUGAUUAUGUGUCAGGCAUGAAUGGUGCUGCAGAUAGUUUCUCUCCAAUAGAAAUAUUUCAAGAUUCAGGUUUCUGGAACCAGCCAUUUUUAGCCGACAACAAUGACAGCCAAGAUGGUUAUCAUUCAUUGUUAUUCACGGAAGAAGUAUACAUGCCAUCCUAUCCAUUCAACUAUGACGAUGAUAGUAUGGAUUGGAUCCAGCAAAUGAUGCAGGAACUGCAAGAGAGUAAUUAAAUAAAAAUGGUGCUUUUUUCCAUGUCUAGAAUCUACAGUUGUUUGAACUUCAUCUCAUGAUCAGAUUUGUGGUAGAAC
Messenger RNA from Populus euphratica (Euphrates poplar), 961 nucleotides. RefSeq names its product myb-related protein 308-like. The record is from RefSeq and is a predicted model, not a curated record. Lineage: Eukaryota; Viridiplantae; Streptophyta; Magnoliopsida; Malpighiales; Salicaceae. The coding region runs from base 95 to 883 and encodes 262 amino acids. The transcript has 3 exons.